AUGGCAUCCAAAUCCAUCUCCUUGGUCCUCUUCCUCCUCCUUGCCGCCUUCACUGCGGGUGCAAGCGCAGCCACCUUCACCAUUACAAAUAACUGCGGUUACACAGUGUGGCCAGCGGGCAUCCCGGUCGGCGGCGGCACGCAGCUGGACCAAGGCCAUACAUGGAUCGUGGACGUGCCCACCGGCACCAGCGGCAGGUUCUGGGGCCGCACCGGUUGUUCGUUCAACGUGGAAGUGGCCACUGUGACAUACACCGUCGAUUGCGCUGGUGCGCUCUCCUGCACCGUCUCUGGGCAGCCGCCAGCAACGCUGGCCGAGUACACCAUCGGUGGCACUGGCAACAACCAGGAUUACUAUGACAUCUCGGUUGUUGACGGCUACAACCUGGCCAUGGCCUUCUCCUGCAGCACUGGCGUUGGGCUGGUGUGCACAGACCCUAGCUGCCCUGAUGCGUAUCAGUAUCCCACCGAUGAUACCAAGACCAUGGUACAGUCGGCGGGUUCGAACCCGUCUCCGGAGGUCCCGCCAUCGAUGAUGUCGUAUCCACCACCGCACCCUAUCCACCGUAUCCACCUCCGCGUGGCCCUCCUCCGACGCGUAUUGCGUGGCACGGUGCGCGGAGGUGGCGAUGCCUGUGAUGGACGUCGACUUGUGGUGUUCGGCGUGUUGGACUUCAUGUGA
Molecule: messenger RNA, 681 nt
Organism: Miscanthus lutarioriparius
Lineage: Eukaryota; Viridiplantae; Streptophyta; Magnoliopsida; Poales; Poaceae
Source: the annotation of a GenBank genome assembly